GUCGCUUUUCCAUCUGCAACUUCCCCAUUGCUUUCUCCUCACCCGCUCAGAUCCACAAAAUGGCUCCCACCGAGUCCAAGAAGCGCCUCGCGCUCGCGAUUAUCGAUUUCCUGGGUGCCAGCGUCAAGGACGGCACCCUGACUGCUGACGACGCCGAAUCCAUCGAAAUCGCCCAGUCGUGUAUUGCCGAUACCUUCAAGGUCGACCCCUCCGAUGAGAAUGCCGUGAAGGAUGCCCUGGGUGGCCAGUCGCUGGCCAGCAUCUACAGUGUUUACGAGAAGCUGCGCCAGAAGCCUUCCGGUGAAUCCGCCUCCCAGGCCCCCGGAGGCGAGAGCCAGAAGCCCCAGGCUGGAGCCCCCACGCCUGAAUCGGACAAGCUGAAGUCCGAGGGAAAUGCCGCGAUGGCGCGCAAGGACUACAACGCUGCCAUCGACUCCUACACCAAGGCCUUGGCGGUCGCCUCUGCCAACCCCAUCUACCUCUCCAACCGCGCUGCCGCCUACUCCGCCUCCGGACAGCACGAGAAGGCCGCCGAGGAUGCCGAGCUGGCUACUCAGGUCGACUCCAAGUACUCCAAGGCCUGGAGCCGUCUGGGUCUUGCUCGGUUCGACAUGGCCGACUACAAGGGCGCCAAGGAGGCCUACGAGAAGGGUAUUGAGGCGGAAGGAAACGGUGGCAGUGAUGCCAUGAAGCGUGGUCUUGAGACCACCAAGAGAAAGAUCGAGGAGGCCAGCCGUGGUACCGAGCCUCCUGCCGACGCUGUUGAUGACGCCCCCGGAGCCUCUCGCGGUGCGGGUGGCAUGCCUGAUCUUUCCUCUCUGGCAAGCAUGCUCGGCGGCAGUGCCGGUGGUGGCCAAGGCGGUGGUGCCGGUGGUAUGCCCGAUCUCAGCUCGAUCAUGAGCAACCCUAUGUUCUCCAGCAUGGCCCAGAACUUGAUGAGCAACCCGGAAAUGAUGAACAACCUGAUGAACAACCCCCGGUUGAGGCAGAUGGCCGAGAACUUCGGCCAAGGCGGUGGAAUGCCCGAUAUGUCCCAGCUGAUGAGUGACCCCAACCUUGCUGAUAUGGCUCGGAAUUUCAUGGGUGGUGCCGGCCGCGGAGGUCAAGGCCAGUAAACGAAGAACCCUUUUAUUCUCUUUAUGUUUCCCCUCCCAUUUUUGAUGAUCUUUGAGAUUUUCUAUCUUCGUGUGAAAACUUGCCUGCGUUGAACUUUCUGUUGUCUGCGCCUUGAUACGCACUCGAUGAACACGAUCGAGAAGUUAAUAGAGAUGACCACCAUUGAUUUCAUGCCCUGACAGAUAUAACAUAUCCUUAUAUUUUCAGCAGAAACCCUUCUAUUGCUUUGGAAUUUCAAACAAGCGUUCCUAAGG
Molecule: messenger RNA, 1370 nt
Organism: Aspergillus steynii IBT 23096
Lineage: Eukaryota; Fungi; Ascomycota; Eurotiomycetes; Eurotiales; Aspergillaceae
Product: putative Hsc70 cochaperone (SGT)
Exons: 3
Coding region: 60-1115 (351 amino acids)
Biological process (GO): post-translational protein targeting to endoplasmic reticulum membrane
Cellular component (GO): membrane; TRC complex
Molecular function (GO): molecular adaptor activity; protein binding
Source: RefSeq, a predicted model, not a curated record